AUGGUGGUGGUGCACUUGCGCGCGAGACCACCAAGGUGUAAAAAAGACGAGAGAGGCGAAGGGUGCGUGCUGGUGACGAGCGAAGGCCCGCGAGGGUCGGUUUUGGUGAAAUUUCGCGAUCGGAGGAUGCCGUCGUCGGGAGGAGGAGGACGAGGACGACAACAAGAACAACAACAACAACAACAACAACACGCGUCGUUUCAAUUCACGGGGAACGUUUUACGGGAAGCUACAAACGACGAAGUUUUUGAGGCGGUGGCGAAAGAGGCGGUGGAAGCUGCCACGGAUGGGUUCAACGCGACGAUAUUGGCAUACGGGCAAACUGGGAGUGGUAAGACGUAUACCAUGGGAAGCGGAGAUGGGAGUUACGAGAAUCGAGGGAUCAUACCGCGAGCGUUGACGAUGGUAUUUGAGAAAUUGGCGGUGGGCCGAAGCGUCGUCGGCCGCGCGAAGGAUAAGGUGUCGGUGAGUUUCGUUGAAAUAUAUAACGAGAAUCUCAUUGAUUUGUUGAGUUCGCACGAGGAUCCAAAAAACGCGCCGGCGUGCGUGAUUUCCGACGCCGGUCCCGAUUCUGGCGUUUUCAUCCGAGGCUUAACGACGAAAGAGGUAUCUUCAGAAGACGAGGCAUUGGCGUUGUGGUUUGAAGGCGACGCGCAAAGAGCGAUUGGAUCGCACGCUAUGAACGACCGGUCGUCGAGGUCACACGCGGUGUUUACCUUAAAUAUCGAAACCGCGAGUUUUAAGAGCACCGAAACGUCUUCUUUGUCUUCGGCGACUUUGCAUCGAUCGAAGAUACAUCUGGUCGAUCUUGCAGGUUCUGAAAGGUUGAGGAAAACGAAAUCAACCGGUACUGUGAUGCGUGAAGCUACGUUCAUAAAUAAAUCUCUCUCGGUACUCGAGAGAGUGAUUAUUUCGUUGGGCGAACGCAACCAAUCGAAUCGCGUGGACCACGUGCCGUAUCGUAGCUCGAAACUGACCCAUUUGCUUCGCGACGCGCUCGGUGGGAAUUGUAAAACAGUCAUGAUUGCGCACGUUUCCAGCGAUUAUCAACACGCGGAAGAAACGUUAACGACGUGUCAACUCGCAAAACGGAUGAUGCGCGUGGAAAAUAACGCGAAAUUAAACGAGUGCGUGGAAACGCCGAGUGAAAAACUGACGCGCUUGGAGCGAGAGAUUAAAAAGUUGCGAGCGGAACUGAAGUUGUUAAAGAGUAACGCCGCGGCGAGUAAGAAGAACGGUAGCGUUGAUAACGAUGAGAAACAUCAGCGACGAGAAGAAGAAGAAGAAGAAGACGAAACGAAUACUGCGCAACCAUCGGUGGUGCAAGAAGAAGAAGAAGAAGAAGAAGAAGAAGAAGUAUGCUGCGCGACCGACGCGGUGAGUGAAGACGACGCUUCAAUCUCAUCGCUCGGAUCGUACGAAUCAGCGCGUUUAAACGAUGAGGCGCGCGCGUAUGAUGAAUUCAAACAAACAAACGGUCGCGAGAAAGUGAGAGAGUUAUCAAACGGAAAGGCAGCUUCACGAGCGUGUAAACACCGCGUGAGAGCGCUUUCGGAACGAGUCAACGAUAUCAAACGCGAGAUGGACGCCACUGAGAAAGAGUACGAACGGAGACGAAAAGAACGCUCAGAAGCGGGAACAAAAACCGGGACGUCGUCGUCUUACGGUAGCACACGAAGAGAAACAGGAUCUCAAGAACGCGAAGAAAAUGAAAAUCCAGAUGUCGUCGCGAAUCUGGUUGUCGACGAAGUCUUAGCGGCUCUCAGGCACGACAUCGAAACUCAAACAACUGGCGCAGAGAACGUAGCGGACGAAGAAGAAAAAGAGGAAGAAAGCGAAGAAACGUCGAAUGAAAAACAAGACCGCGACGACGAAAAAGGAGAAGAAGAAGAAGAAGAAGAAGAAGAAGAAGAAGAAACCCUCCAUUCGCUCCUCCGCCCGCUCAAAGCGUCCUACCGCCUCGCGUUCGACCAACUCCUCUCUGCGAAGGACAGCCUCAACGCGGCUGAACUCGUCGUCGGCGAUUUGAGCGCGAAACUACACGACGCUUUCGUCUCCUUCUGGGCGGAGAAGAAAACCACCGCGAAUAGUAGUAGUAGUAGUACUGCUCCUCCUCCUCCUACUCCUUCGCGACAAAACGCGUCAAGGUCGUCGUCGCCGCUUUCGUCUCCUUCUGGGCGGGACAAGAAACCGUCUUCUUCUGCUCCUCCUCUGCAUCCUCCUUCUGCUUCUUCUUCGAAAAAAGGGCUUUUCUACGCGCAGUUGACCGAACAGUGGUCCUCCUCCUCCUCUGCAUCCUCCUCCUCGAACCAACCGACUGUUUCAAAUAGUACUCGAAUUCGACUUAGUAUUUAG
Molecule: messenger RNA, 2355 nt
Organism: Bathycoccus prasinos
Lineage: Eukaryota; Viridiplantae; Chlorophyta; Mamiellophyceae; Mamiellales; Bathycoccaceae
Exons: 1
Coding region: 1-2355 (784 amino acids)
Biological process (GO): mitotic spindle organization; microtubule-based movement
Molecular function (GO): microtubule binding; ATP binding; microtubule motor activity
Source: RefSeq, a predicted model, not a curated record